Messenger RNA from Salvia splendens (bonfire salvia), 1382 nucleotides. RefSeq lists its product as uncharacterized. The coding region runs from base 151 to 1371 and encodes 406 amino acids. NCBI's taxonomy places the organism in Eukaryota, Viridiplantae, Streptophyta, Magnoliopsida, Lamiales, Lamiaceae. The record is from RefSeq and is a predicted model, not a curated record. The transcript has a single exon.
AAUUAUCUUUUUAGCUUUUAUCGUCUUUUAUCUUUUUGCAAUCCUAAAUCUUGGUUUGAUCGACCGGCAAAGCUCCGGCGACUGCCUUUUAUCGUGAUAAGGGAACUUCACCCUUAUCAACUGGUGCUUUCAUUGUCGAACUCACUUUUCAUGUCGAAUCGUGCGACGGAAUCGAUCGUUGUGACGUCCGCCGGAGUAAUCCGCGAUCUGGAGCAGUUUUCGCCGGUGUGUGGAGCGCUGGAUUACACGUCGCUUGCGUUUGAGCACGUGUUGGCGUCGUUGGCGCGCUUGGAAGCUCGUUUCGAUGCGUUGGAGAGGCGGCAAGCCAUCGCUCAACCGCCGCCUAGACCCGAUCCGAAGCCGCCAUAUCUUGAUUGGUUGAGAAAGCGACUGGAUUCGGGGCGGAAUCGCCCAGUUUGGUCGACGGCAACGACGGCUACUUCACUGCCUCAAUUAGGGGUGAGCGAGGGUACUUCGACGCGUGGCCACCAGAUUGUUUCUCAGCAUGGCUCGUCUUCGUGGGACAGACACGUGCCACUGGGGUUUGCCGAGGGCCCAGCGCAGAUUGGACCGCAUCUCACUAAUCUGCCGGGUCAGCAAAUUUGGGAAAGACAGGGGCUGACCGGCGAUACUCAACGCAGCAGACCGAGGUCGGCGUGGGAUAACCCCAGCCACAUAUCGGACUAUCGUGCCGAUCGACACACGCCGGGUGGAGACUCUGAGUGGGACAGCCCAUGGGGCAGACGGGACGGCGGGGGUUAUUUCGACCAGCACCGUUAUGUUCAACCUCGUUCGGAGAAGCCACGUUAUGAGGAGAUGAAGCGCAGGGUCGCAGCAACGCACUCUUCUCUCCGGCCCGAACCUGAUUCACCCUCGCAGCCGCUGCCUCACCCUUACUCCGACAACGAAGACGACUCCGAAUCUGAAACGGAGUCUGAGUCCGACGCUCCGGCAGUCAGGCCACUCGCCGCGAAGCCAGUCGAAGAGACUCCGAAAUCAAACAGGAAGACCAAAUCCAAGCCCGCCGCGGAUCCCGUCACUCCGGGAAAAUCCACCGCCGCUUCGAAACGCCCCGCUGAGGACACGGCCAGUAAGGAUGCAAAGAAGCCGAAGAAGAGCCCUGCCGCCGAGCCGGAGACGGCGGAGAAAAAGUCGAAUAUGUUCCAGAGGCUGUGGAGCGAGGAGGACGAGAUCGUGAUUUUGGAAGGGAUGAUAGAGUGUCAGAACGAGUUCAAGGUCGAUCCGUUGGCGAAUCUGGUUGAUGAAGGGAGACGUUCAGCCGUUCGUUGUGCGUUUGAUCCCGGUGGAGACGUCUCUCAACAAUUUUUGGGGCUUUUAACUCUAGUCGUUGCUUCGUGGUUUCCACCUUGAGGACAAGGUGG